Molecule: messenger RNA, 1218 nt
Organism: Symbiodinium natans
Lineage: Eukaryota; Dinophyceae; Suessiales; Symbiodiniaceae
Source: the annotation of a GenBank genome assembly
AUGGAUCGGGCGACAUCCCUCGGCGCUGUGGGCGGCCGACCUCUGGGAACGCUGGUGCCGCCGGAUGACCUACACAGGCAAGUGCAGAAGGCUGCUGCUGCAGAUCUGACUCUUCGACUGAGGCCUCAGCUUGAGCCUUCGCAGAAGGCAGCGGAGGAGCGGCUCGCGGCUCUCCAGCGUCAAAUGACGCUGAGGCAACGGGACAACCUCCGAGAGCUCAACGAGUUGAAGCGCAAGAAUGAGCAGCUGGAGCGCGUUCUCUUAGAGAGGGAGCGGAGGUCGAACCUGGCACAGACUCUGCUGGCCCGGCUGGGUGCCCAGGCCGAUGAGGAGCUGAAUGGGAUUGGCCUCCAGCGUGCAUGGUGGGUGCGGCAACGGGCGGAACUCCUCAAGGACCUGCGCCCCAUGGGCCGUCUACCGCCCUGGAAGCCGACCAGCUACGCCGUGCUGGUGCGGCGGGCAGUGACGAGGGAGCCCGAAAGAGAGCCACCAAGAGAGAUCUCGCGGGAAACUUCCCGAGAGAUUCGACGGGAGCCGACGAAGGACCAUUGCAGUGAGCCGCCAAAGGAGAUGCCGAUGGAUCUACUGCGGCUGCCGCCGAGCGAGCCCGAGGAGGACAGUGAAGGAGAGCCGCCGAAAGAGAUGCCCAGGGUUCUGCUGGGGGCGUCGCGGAGAGCAGUGGAGCAGGAGGACUUUUUCGGAGAGCCGCCCAAGGAGAUGCCAAAGGUUCUGCUGGGGGCGGCGCGGAGCGUGGAGCAGGAGGACUGUUUCGGAGAGCCGCCCAAGGAAAUGCCAAAGGUUCUGCUGGGGGCGGCGCGGAGAGCGGAGCAGGAGGACUGUUUCAGAGAGCCGCCACUGGAGAUGCCGAUGGAUCUACUGCGGCCGCCGCCGAGCGAGCAGCAAGAGGACUUUUUCGGAGAGCCGCCAAAGGAGAUGCCAAAGGUUCUGCUGAGGCCGGCGCGGAGCGUGGAGCAGGACUUUUUCAGCGAGCCGCCGCUGGAGAUGCCAAUGGAUCUACUGCGGCCGUCGCCGAGCGAGCAGCAAGAGGAGAUGCCAAAGGUUCUGCUGAUGCCGCCGCGGAGAGUGGAGCAGGAGGACUGUUUCGGAGAGCCGCCAAAGGAGAUGCCAAUGGACCUACUGAGGCCCCCACCGAGCGAGCAGGAGGAGUCUGAAGCCGUGAGCUGCCCGGGAAGCAGCUACCACUCCCUGAGCGAGUGA